AUUGUUUCUUUACUAGUUAUAAAUAUAUCUGUAGUGUGUUUUUUUUUUCUAUGCUGUUUUAAAGAAAUUGUAUGCGGUUUGAUAAUGAGCAUAUGCAUUGUAGUUCGUAUCAUUUGAACAGAUCUUCUUUAAGCUUUGUGGAAGCUCAUAGCAAAUGAAAGUCAUUUUCAAGAGAACCUACCUUUAUUCAUUGACUGAAUAACUGAUUAGCACGUCUGUCACGUCUUUCCUAACUCCGGUUUUGUGAUUCUGAGGACUUUCAUUAACUGAGAGGUUAGAGGUAUGUUCUACCCAUUUCACCAAUUUCAUGAUUUUCCCUCUCUGGGAUUUCUGUCUUUGUCUACAAAGAUUGAUUAGCUAUAGGGAUCAGGAGGUAGAGAAAGUUGAAAAGCUGUAGUUCAUUUGUGCUUCUUUUUGGUUAAAAUGUUGUAUUCUUUUACUUUUUCUCUAUUUUCUCAACAACCAUGGGGGAGGAGCUACAAGCGAUUGCUUUAUCAAUGAUCUAUGCAGUUGAGAUUAGAUUUGUGAAAAUUUGGAGUCUGGAGGUAAUAUAUGAUUUUAUUGCAGUGAACUAAGCAGUUGCGACUCGAAUAGGUAAUGGAAGUUCCAAAGGGAUUCUUGAGCUACCUCUGUUACUUCAUCUUCUUCCUUCCCGUUUUUGUGUUUCUUUUUGUUCUUGGAAUCAUCAAAGGUGCCAUCUUCAGUCCCUUUGUAUUUCUGGUUAUUGCUUUUGGAGAUACUGGCGUUGUCAUUGGGUUAUGGCCCCUUCAUCUUGUUUGGACUAUCUAUUGUAUCAUGAGAACAAAGAAGUUUGGCCCAUUCAUGAAAUGCCUUCUGAUUUUGAUUGUACCAAUACCAAUAGCACUAUGGACAGUGGUUGGAGUUGUUGGAAGUGCGAUUAUGGGUAUAGGAUAUGGCUACGUUUGGCCUGUCCUGAAGACAUCUAGGGCUAUCAGCAUGGAAGGUGUUCCACUUCAUAUGAAGUUAUUUAGAUGCUUCACGGAUGGAACUUGGAGCAAUGUUUGGGGUGCGUGCACCAUUGUGGGCGAUUUUGCAGAUUUUUCCUUCCACUCAUACUUCUCUGUCAUGGACGGGCUGCUUGAAUCAAAGGGGGAGGAGCACAUUGAGCUUAAGGUUACUCAGAUUCCUGGUUGCAUUUUGGCUGCAAUUCUUGGGAUUUUGGUUGAUGUCCCCUUUAUCACUUUAAUAGUUCUAUACAAAACACCUAUAUUGCUAUUCAAAGGUUGGCACCGGCUAAUACAAGAUCUUGUUGGGAGAGAGGGCCCAUUCUUAGAAACUGUUUGUGUUCCUUUUGCUGGGAUUUGGAUCUUGUUGUGGCCAAUUGUGGUUCUUCUGGCAACUUUGGUAGGUACAUUAUCCAGUUUGGGCUUCGGUUGUUAUGCGGCAGUUGUUGCAUAUCAGGAAAAUUCGACUAAGAGAGGACUGCUCUAUGUAAUUGCUUCUUUGUCUAUAUUUGAUGAGUACACCAACGAUUUGCUUUACCUGCAAGAAGGUUCCUGCUUCCCCAGACCUAGAUAUCGUGAGCAGAUUAGUUCAAGUUCUUCACUGCUUCCUGUGAAGGGACUGCAUGAACAAGUUGAAGCUAUUCGUACCAAUGAACCAUUGAUAAGGACUCCUAGCAUAAAGAAUACACUGAAGGCUGCAGUGAUAUGGGAUAGUUUCUUUCAAGCAUGUGAGGAUAUUGGGAAGGACCUUCUUAGAGAUGGUGCCAUUGGACUUGAGGAUCUUGAUGCAUGGAGACGCUCAAAGAACAAGAUAGUUAACAUUGGAAUUCCUGCAUAUGCAUUUCUUGACUGCUUUCUCCGUUCUAUCAAGAGUGGCUCCAUUGGUUUUCUCAUGUGUGACAAUAUAGAGAUAACCAGUGUUAAUAGACCAGAAGGAAGGGCAUUGGACUGGCUCUAUGAGCCAAUGUGUAUCAUAAAAGACCAAAUCAGGAGUCUAAAUUUACAAGAAACCGAGGAGUUGUAUUUUUACAAACACUGUCUGUAUGGCGGUGGUGUGGCGAGAAUUGAAUCAUGGCAGAAUGGAGGCAUUCCCCCUCAUGAUGAAAUCAAAAGAGCUCAGCUUGAGGGUAUAAGUAGAAGGUUACAAGGGUUUUGUUUGACAUUGUCAAGGCUGCCAACAUCAAGGCGUCAGUUCUUUGAAGUUGUGAAAGCUAUUGAGCACGAAGGAAAGAACUCUAUUGGCAUUGAGAGUGAAUAUGAGACUGGAGCAGCUCCAUAGGUGCUCUCUCUAUCUUUCACAUGUUAGACAUGACAGGAAUGGACUUUGUCUCUUUGCAUUGCUGACAGUCUUGAUAUGAUAUUCUAAUCAUCAUAGGCUGCCAUGGAAUAGCUAUUAUG
Molecule: messenger RNA, 2363 nt
Organism: Quercus lobata
Lineage: Eukaryota; Viridiplantae; Streptophyta; Magnoliopsida; Fagales; Fagaceae
Exons: 10
Coding region: 598-2244 (548 amino acids)
Source: RefSeq, a predicted model, not a curated record